UUCACAUGAGUCAGGAAGCUGGAUGCUCACAAUAAUCAAGCUGACAUGUAAACAGCGGUUUUCUGUAAUGCUGGGGAUCAUUUUUCUAUUUUUAGGUAUUAAAUCCGCUGCAUACUUUGAUGUAUUAAAUUAAGCAGGACAUUUAACCUUUUUUUUAUAUCAAGGAGUUGCUGAGAAGCAGCUGUCAUAGCUCUGCUGUCACUUGGAGCUAGAUGAAUAUGGACUUGGAAGAGCAGGAAAACGAACUGCUUGCUCUGCAGAGCAUAUUUAGUUCAGGAGAGUUCCUUCGAAAGGAGUCAGAGUCUGCCGGAGAAUUCCGAGUUUCUGUGGAGCUUCCUGCGGGAUUCAGUGUGCUCCUGAACAAUGGUGAAACAACGAGGCAAUAUGAAGUCUCUUUCCUUCCACCACUACUGUUAACCAUUACACUUCCUGAUGAUUACCCAUCCUCCUCCCCUCCUUCCUUCACUCUCACCUGCAGCUGGCUGACUCAGUCACAGCUAAUGUCACUAAGUAAUCAGCUGACUGAGCUCUACCAGGCCACUGGUGGCACUGUGGUGCUCUUCUCCUGGAUGCAGUUUCUGAGAGAGGAUGCCCUGAAGCACCUAGAUAUCCACACUCUGCUGGAGCUUCCUUCUGAUUCAUCUAAGACUCCUCAAAUAAACAAAAUCAAACAGGAUGAUGAUUCUGAAGCCGGCGAACAGAAACGCAAUCCAAAAUCUGGAUCUCUAAAUGCCCAGAAUCACUUGUCAGCUAACCUCCCAUCUGGAGAUGCUGUGAACAAUUCAAACUUCAGACUUUCUAAAAGCUCUGAAUCUACUGAUAACUACCAGAAAGAUUUAUCCUCAAAAGCAGAAAAACCUGAACUUCCUGGGUCUGUUUCAGUCAGACAGGAAGUGGUCCAUGGCGUCCAUCCAAAUAAAGACCCAGGGUACUCGGGUCUCUCUUUGACUCCAUCCCAGAUGCUUCUCUCCCAGAUUUUGAUCCAUGAUGCAGAUCAGAAACAGAAGGUGUUUGCUUCCAGGCUGUUUGACUGUGGUGUUUGUUUCUCGAGCUGCCUUGGAUCAGAGUGUGUGCAGCUGUACAAAUGUGGCCACAUCUUCUGCCAGGCCUGUCUCAGAGAUUUCUGUAAAGCCCAGAUUACAGAGGGGAAUGUUGGGGGAGUUACGUGUCCUCAGCCGGACUGCCCUGCCACACCGACCCCUGCACAGGGGCCCCUUGGUGUAGCGGGCACCACGUUGGUGACCCCUGCCAUAGAGCACCAAGCAUCCACAGUUUUUACUGUACGUCUUGCAUGUGUGAAUGUGUGUUUCAGGCUGUUUUUUGUGCAAUUCUUAGAGGGAAUGAAGGCACUUCUUGAGGACUAUGCCAAAGGCAGCAAGCGGAGGCGUCACCUCCUGGAGAGAAGAUAUGGCCGUAAAUUGCUUCUCUAUACCAUUGAGAAGCAUGCAACUUCCAUGUGGAUAGCUGGAAAUACCAAACCCUGCCCUCACUGCUUCUGCACAAUACAGAAAGAUGGUGGAUGCAACCACAUGUACUGCACUCAGUGUUACCGGCCAUUUAACUGGCAGUGACUCUUUAAACUGGAGUCUGAGGUUUCAUUCAGAUCUUUGAAAUCACAGGAUCAUAUGGUGUCCUGCAAGGAUGCUGCUAUCAAGUUCGUGGCCCUGGACCAGAAAAAAUAAAUAAAAAGGAGGAUUAUGAA
This is a messenger RNA of Cyprinodon tularosa, 1702 nucleotides long. Its product is annotated as E3 ubiquitin-protein ligase RNF14-like. Gene Ontology annotation, molecular function: ubiquitin conjugating enzyme binding; ubiquitin protein ligase activity. The coding region runs from base 213 to 1571 and encodes 452 amino acids. Lineage: Eukaryota; Metazoa; Chordata; Actinopteri; Cyprinodontiformes; Cyprinodontidae. Gene Ontology annotation, cellular component: ubiquitin ligase complex; cytoplasm. The transcript is spliced from 7 exons. Gene Ontology annotation, biological process: positive regulation of proteasomal ubiquitin-dependent protein catabolic process; ubiquitin-dependent protein catabolic process; protein polyubiquitination. The record is from RefSeq and is a predicted model, not a curated record.